Juglans microcarpa x Juglans regia is the source of this 2848-nucleotide messenger RNA. RefSeq lists its product as uncharacterized. Gene Ontology annotation, molecular function: protein binding. NCBI's taxonomy places the organism in Eukaryota, Viridiplantae, Streptophyta, Magnoliopsida, Fagales, Juglandaceae. The record is from RefSeq and is a predicted model, not a curated record. The coding region runs from base 131 to 2470 and encodes 779 amino acids. The transcript has 15 exons. Gene Ontology annotation, cellular component: intracellular membrane-bounded organelle. Gene Ontology annotation, biological process: autophagy.
AGAGAAGCAACGGGGGCCAACGGAUCGUUCUUCCAAAGUCCUAGGCCCUGACUGCUCUCUCCUACCUCUCAAUCGAUUCCUUUCGGACUUUCCCGGAAAACCUCGGGAAAAUGCUGGAAAAUUUGCGAUCAUGAGUCCGUCGGAAACAAAAAUGAGGGGAUCUUUACGUGUAGAUGACGCGAAUGCCCCGUCCACCUCAGGUCCACAGACACGCGCUCCUCAGGCUGCGCCGAGCCACCCGAAUUCCAAGCACAGUUUUGCCUGUGGUGGCAAUGUGUUUAGACUCUUGGCACGUAGAGAGGUUUCACCUAGAACGAAGCACUCAUCAAAACGGUUAUGGGGAGAAGCUUCUAAACCGCGACUUGAUUCCUUUGGGUCAAGGUGUGCAGUGCAAGAUGCAAGACGAGGUCUUAUAUCGUGGGUGGAGGCAGAAACGUUGCGGCAUUUUUCAGCCAAAUAUUGUCCACUAUUGCCUCCUCCAAGGUCGACUAUUGCAGCAGCCUUCAGCCCUGAUGGAAGAACAGUUGCCUCUACACAUGGAGACCAUACCGUAAAGAUUAUCGACUGCCAAACUGGGAGUUGCUUAAAGGUUUUGAGUGGUCACCGAAGGACCCCUUGGGUGGUUAGGUUUCAUCCAUUAUAUCCUGAAAUACUUGCAAGUGGAAGUUUGGAUCAUGAAGUUCGUUUAUGGGAUGCAUAUACUGCACAGUGUAUAGGAUCACGCGAUUUUUGUCGUCCUAUUGCUUCUAUUGCCUUCCAUGCGCAGGGGGAGCUUCUUGCUGUGGCUUCAGGUCACAAACUAUACAUGUGGCAUUACAACAGGAGAGAGGAGACAUCCUCGCCAGCCAUUGUACUAAGAACACGCCGGUCUCUUCGGGCUGUGCAUUUUCACCCACAUGCAGCCCCUUUUCUUUUAACUGCUGAGGUCAAUGACCUUGACUCAUCAGAUUCCUCAAUGACACUUGCAACUUCUCCAGGUUACUUGCACUAUCCUCCACCCACUGUGUUCUUGGCCGACGCUCAUUCCAGUGGUCUUCCUUGUUUGGCAGAUGAGCUUCCUCUCAUGUCUUUACCCUUUCUGAUGUGGCCUUCAUUUGCUAGAGAUGAUGGGAGAACAUCUUUGCAGCCUACUUAUGGGGAUGCAGGUUUGAGUACCGUGCAACCGAGAGUGAAUCCUUCUGCUUCAAUGCGGCUUCUGACAUAUUCCACUUCUUCAGGGCAGUAUGAACUUCUGUUGUCUCCAAUUGAUCCUCAUAGUUCAUCUCCUGUGCCAGAGGAUAUGGGAAAUGAUUUUAUAAUGAGUGAAAUGGGUAACACGAUUUAUCAAUCUGCUGUGGAUACCACGGAGACUAUGGAAGUGCAUCCCGAAGAGAGAAAUACUCGCUUUUUCCCUUUUGGUGACCCAAUGUAUUGGGAGCUACCCUUCUUGCAAGGGUGGUUAAUUGGCCAGAGCCAAGCUGCACAACGCACCAUGAAUUCUGUCAAUGGUUCAGCCCACGAGAAUUCAUCAGCAUUUAAUGAAAUGGAAAAUCUUGCGGCUUCUUCAGUUAUGCCAGCUGUUGUUAGCCAAUAUAGGGCUACCGGAAGAUCCAGCUCGCGACAGCGUUCUUCGCGUUUUCGCAUGAGGUCCAGGACCAUAUCUGGUGAUGGUGCUGCUUUUAAUCAUGUUCCACGUGAUGAAGGUGAUCCUCGAGUUGCUGUAAGUAGAAUCCAAUCUGAACUUGCGACCUCAUUGGCUGCGGCAGCUGCUGGGGAGUUACCGUGCACUGUGAAGCUAAGAUUAUGGGCACAUGACAUAAAAGAUCCAUGUGCUCUUCUUGAUGCAGAAAAGUGCCGCCUAGUUGUACCCCAUGCUGUACUUUGUAGUGAAAUGGGGGCUCAUUUCUCACCUUGCGGGAGAUUUUUAGCAGCUUGUGUGGCAUGCAUGCUGCCUCAUCUGGAGGCUGAUCCAGGAUUGCAAGGGGUUCACCAUGACAUCCCAGGGGCUGCAACCUCCCCGACACGGCACCCAAUUUCAGCUCACCAAGUUCUGUAUGAGCUUCGGAUAUAUUCCCUUGAGGAGGCAACAUUUGGCUCGGUCCUUGCAUCACGGGCAAUACGGGCUGCUCACUGUUUAACCUCAAUUCAGUUCUCACCUACAUCUGAGCACUUGUUACUUGCUUAUGGUCGACGCCAUAGUUCACUUCUUAAGAGUGUUGUCAUUGAUGGGGAGACAACAGUGCCUAUUUACACAAUUCUGGAGGUUUACAGAGUUUCUGAUAUGGAACUUGUGAGAGUUCUUCCUAGUGCUGAGGAUGAGGUCAAUGUAGCCUGCUUUCAUCCAUCAGUUGGAGGUGGCCUUGUCUAUGGGACUAAGGAAGGGAAACUUAGGAUCCUCCAUUAUGAUAGUUCUCAUGCCACGACUUGUGCGGCAUCUCAUUUGCUUGAUGAAAACAUGCUCGAGGUCCCAACAUAUGCUUUAGAAUGCUAAUAGCUAGUGAUCAUUACCCACAUUGAUGUGUACAACUCCACUGGAAUGGUGAGUCAACAUACCCCAUGUAAUUUAUACAGGUGCUUGUUCGAGGUCAUCAGCCUUUCUUUACCCAUCAUAGUAAAUUUUAAACCACACUAUUUUUUUUUUCACCAUCAGAAUACUUGCCAAAGGCUCCUUUCGUGCCUAAGAUUUUAUUUUCUUUGCCUUGUUACUGAGAAUGUUUAUAGCAUCUGGAUUCAUUCAGUCUAACAUGAAAGUGAGCAGGUUGGUGCCUAGCCUUGUCGUAUAGUUGUAUUUGAUUGUCUAGUUUCAAAUGAUUGUAACAGCAACACUGCUAAAGCCGUUGAUAUCAGAAAAAACUUGUGUUAUUGAUUU